AUGUCGACCGCAAAGCCUUACGACCCAAUUAAGAGCAUCGAGGGCAUGUACCAUGGCACCGUGACGCGCAUCGCAUACGCCCUGAAGGACCCUGGCAAUUUUGGACAGAGUACCAAGGGCAUUAUUCAGGAAUGCUCGAAACAGUUCCAGGAUGCCCUGGAUGACUGCGAGAUCCAAAUACUCGACGCGAAGUGGUACCUAGAGCACCAGUUGCGGUUGCGCAAGCAGAAGCGCGCCGAAGAAGCCAAGGCGCGAGAAGAGCAAGCCGCGAGUGCGAAGAGGAAGCACGACCAGGUCGAGGCAGACGGCCAGAAAGAUCAAGGCACCAAGCGUCAGAAGGUCGAACAGCUGCCAAAACCAGAGCCUGAGCCGGAGAAGAAGCCCACUCCUGUACUCGAGCAGCCCUCCGAGACUGAGCCCACGCCUGCACCCGCACAGCAGCCUGCUGACGCCGGCAAGCCCGCCGAGCCCACACCGACCGAGAAACCGAAAGAGUUGCAGCAGUCACCGGCACAAGAAAAGGCAGACACGGCACCAGACAAACCCCCAGACACAGUCGACGACCUGUUUGGGUCGGGUCGCCCCACGCCCACCGCCGAACCUGGCACUGCGGCCGGCACGCUUGAUGGCGUUGACGACUUCAACCAGUUCGAGUCAAUGUUCGGCGAAGCCACUGGUGACGACACCAACAUCAAUCCCGAUGGUGAUCUGGGCUUUGAUCUCCAAAUGGGUGACGAUGACUUCGCCGCCAAUAUCGACACCAACCCCGACGCACAAACACAGCCUGCUGGAGACUCUGGGCUGGAUUCCCUACUUCCCGGUCUCGAGUCGUAUGCCAACCAGAACCAGAACAACACUGGUGGCGACAGCGCCCAGAACGCCGCCACAGCGGGAGACGUCGACUUCAACCUCCCCGAACUCGGUGGGCCCAACGAGUUCGACGCCUUCCUCGAUGCCAACAAUUUCGACAGCCUCGACAUGGGCAACGAUGCGAAUCUCGAUGGAGACAUCAACAACAUGGACGCGCCGUUGGACUUUGACAGCAUGUUCUCUUAG
This is a messenger RNA of Cyphellophora europaea CBS 101466, 1056 nucleotides long. RefSeq lists its product as uncharacterized. The record is from RefSeq and is a predicted model, not a curated record. The transcript has a single exon. Lineage: Eukaryota; Fungi; Ascomycota; Eurotiomycetes; Chaetothyriales; Cyphellophoraceae. The coding region runs from base 1 to 1056 and encodes 351 amino acids.